AUGGCACCAGGACUUGUAGACCCAGCCUAUCAAUCGAUUGAUACGGCACCCAUCACAGCAGUCAAGCAAGCGGUCAAGUCUACAAACAUACAUAAUUACGUCCCAGGACGCACGACUGUAACCAAGCACGACGACACAUACGAGUUUGAGCACCUACGAACAAGGUUUCCUGAUAUCACAUGGCCUGCACUAGAGGAGAUUCCUUACGCCGAUAAAGGCUUACUCGGCGAUGUCAACUUCAAGAACCUCCUAUCGUCUGCUACCGAGGUCUCUGAUUACAACCCCAAGAUUGGCACAGAGAUCCGCGGUGUAGAUCUCGCCAACCUUACCGACCCCCAAAAGAACGAUCUUGCAAGGUUGAUUGCGACACGAGGUGUUGUCUUCUUCCGCGACCAGAAGAACUUUGGCAUCGAAGAACAGCGUGCUCUAGGUCAAUACUUUGGUAGACUACACAAGCACGCCACUACUGCUGUUCCCCGCCAGGAAGGACUCGAGGAUGUUCACGUAGUAUACACUGGCGAAGAUUCGCCUGACCUUCGCUCACUGUUCUCCCCCACUUUCCUGUGGCACUCCGACGUAACAUACGAAAUCCAACCUCCCUCAUACACCUCCUUGAAGGUACUGAGUGGCCCGCCUCGUGGCGGUGGCGGUGAUACACUCUGGUCAUCCCAGUACGCCGCAUACGACAUGCUCAGUCCAAAUAUGCAGAAGUAUCUCGAGUCGCUCACAGCGCUGCACUCUGCAGAGCUGCAAGCGCAAGGUACGCGCGAACUCGGCCGUACCGUACGCCGCGAGCCAGUCACGACUGAACACCCACUCGUCCGCACCCACCCUGUCACGGGCUGGAAGAGUAUAUUUUUCAACCCCGGUUUCGUCACCAAGAUCGUCGGCGUUCCGAAGACCGAAAGUGAUCAUGUCAUCUCUCUGCUCAACGAGAUCGUUGCCACAUCACCAGAGUUCCAUGCCCGCUUCCAGUGGCAGGCUGGCGACGUCGCCUUCUGGGACAACCGUGUCACCAACCACUCUGCUACAUAUGGUUUCGCACCACACCGCCGCCAUGCAGUUCGUGUCUGCAACCAGGCCGAGCGACCGUACCUCGACCCCAACGGCAAGUCACAAGAGGAUGACCUGAGUGAGCGCUAUGGCAUCCCCAAGGCAAACAAGGACGGCUCGGGUGUUGUUAACUACAACGAUUGA
This is a messenger RNA of Boeremia exigua, 1197 nucleotides long. RefSeq lists its product as uncharacterized. The record is from RefSeq and is a predicted model, not a curated record. The transcript has 2 exons. Gene Ontology annotation, cellular component: cytoplasm. Bases 1 to 1197 code for a protein of 398 amino acids. Gene Ontology annotation, molecular function: 2-oxoglutarate-dependent dioxygenase activity. NCBI's taxonomy places the organism in Eukaryota, Fungi, Ascomycota, Dothideomycetes, Pleosporales, Didymellaceae.